Molecule: messenger RNA, 2512 nt
Organism: Xenopus laevis (African clawed frog)
Lineage: Eukaryota; Metazoa; Chordata; Amphibia; Anura; Pipidae
Gene: vxn.S
Product: vexin-like
Exons: 6
Coding region: 578-1153 (191 amino acids)
Source: RefSeq, a predicted model, not a curated record
UGCCAUAAUUACAGCCAUGGAUUCCAUAGUGAUCAUUAGUAAAUCUGCCCCUUAAUCUUUGCUAGCAAUUCACAUCCUCUUUGGGUGUAUGUUCAGGCAUUGGUUUUAAUUACAUAAAUAAUUAACAAUAAUAAUAUAUUUAAUAGAUUUCACUUUUUUAUACUGUAACUAUUUUAAAAGUUUUGUAUGAGAUAUGUUACAUAAAUUAGCUGGUAGAUAGUUGAUAGAUAGAACUAUAAAGUCAUAAUGUUAUAAAAAAUACUGUACAAGCAAAGAGAUGGUGUUAGUCAUUUGUGAUGGAACAGGAAGCAAUGAAGCACAACUGGCCCUGGGGUGUAAAGAUGGUUCACUGUCAGCUUAGGCAGCACUCCUUUGUGAAUGGAAUUCUUUGGAAGACAGAUGGGAGUACAUAAUGUUACAAUGUGGAAUACGGAAUGAGAUGAGAUCACAGCACCAGCCUGUCCAUCCUUUGUAAACCUGGACAAUGAUCAGGGGUGCAGAAUCCUGCGAGCGUAUUUAGGAGCUGCUCAUUCUGGUUUCAUUCAAGCUGCUGGACACAAGUCUACCUCAGGGAGAAAUGAUCAAGCUACACAGAAAGAGCUAUAAGAACUUAAAGAAUAUCAGAGCUACUUCUCCUUCCAGGGCAUGCAAAUCAGCCAGAGAAAAGACUUCAGCUGCUCAGAAGAAGACCCAUGUGAAUAAGGGGGCACUGUCUUGUGAUACACAUCCCCACCUGGCUCAGGAACUUGUUGCACAGCAAGUGGAGCUCCUGCAAGCUCUUCACAGAAACAAUGACAUGUGGAGACUUGCAGUGGAGAACACUACGAAGCACAUUCAAAGCACUGAAAAAAAAUCAUCACGAUUUAGCCGACGCAAACAAACUGCACAGCCCAAAACUAAAAGCCUUAGCACACCGCCAGCCUGCAGCUCAGACAAACAGAAUGCCCCCAAUGUUCCCGCUUUGCCCAUCAGCUAUGAGACACUGGGGUGCAGAGAUCAGCGACCACAGAACCCCAAAGAUGAAGCCACUUUGCCCCUUACUACCCAGACUGUCCCAAAAAGAGCACCAAGUCUACUGGAGAAAAUUGGGUUGAAGCUAAAGAGGACUGUGGAAUAUAUUGGAGCUUCUAACUGUGCCUUUGAAGACGACUGAAGGAAGACAUACCAAAAUAAACAGCUCAGCCAGGCUCUACACUUGCCAAUGACUGUAACAAAGCCAAAAAAUGCUGAAAAUAUAUUUAUGCUGUAACUCUUUCACUGCUGGUGCACUAGCAACUCAUUUGCACAAAGGAAAGAAUAGCACAUGAUUCUAGGUUAUGUGGUGUCGAGUUCUUGGUUGUCUUGCUACCUCCUAGAAAUAUUGUUUGGAAUAACUGCCAUAGCAUUAACACCCUUAUCGAAAUGAGGAGGACCCUAAAUCAAUUGGUUUCACAAAAUAUUUUUAUUAUUUUAAGAUAUUUAAUGUUUCAAUCCAGUGAUCCUUCCAAGUGUUAGAUUGUUUUCACAUGGGCAACCAACUGGUUCAUGAUGUGAAAUGGGAAUUCAGCUAGUUUGCACCAGAUUAUAUUUUAGAGGAAUCACUGGAAUCACACCGGUAAAACAUUAAAUAUCUAAGAUAUCUGAUAUUGAAUAACAAAGACUGUUUUGUGAAGCUAGUUAAUUAACUACAUCCUCUACAACAUGUUUUAUUUUAAAUAUCUGAAAGUUUUCCUGAGAAAAGACAAUAGAGACUAUAAAUGUAUCUAAAGGCACUAAAGGUUUCUCAUUGGACAGAAUGAGAAUGGACAUUAUAUCUGGUUCCUAAAAUAGUAGUGCGGGUAGGGUUGCCACCUUUAUUGGAAAAAAAUGCCGGCCUUCCUAUAUAUUUAUCUUUUUUCCUUAUUAAUAACAUUAGGAUCAGCCAUAAUUUUAAGGACCAGGCCGGUAAAAUACUGGCCAGGUGGCCUAAGUGCAGGCAAUUUGUGGUGGAUUUUCUGGUCCCUCAGUAUUCAAGGCAAUAUGGCUUUUGCCCUAUGUUGUUGCCAGUGUCCCACUUAAAGCCUUUCAGCUUGUAAAACCAAAAAAAAUCCAUUGUUCCUUUGUUCAAUUUAAGAUUCUGAAGAGGGCAGGGGGAGGGUAUGAGCCUGCUCCUUGCUGUGUUUUUGUGCUCUCCACUUCCUCUAUUGCCCAAGGCAGACAUCCACCGUGCCUAACCCUAGUCCUUAUAAUAAACUAAAUAUAUUCAGCCUUUAAGGUCAGCUCACCAGAUCAAGCUGAAAUAAGCUUCCAGUAACAGAGCAUGCUGUGCCAAUAUUAAAUACUGUAUAAAAAUGUUUCUUGACCACCAUUAUCUUCUAAAUUGACAUGUGGUUUAAAUGGUGACACUAAUUCCAAAAUGAUGACCAUGGAGAAGGAAAAUACGUCUCCUGGCCUAAUAUGUUUUAUAUUAUUUAUGUUAUUUAUUCAAACCUAUAUUAUUUAUCUGUGAAAUGUUAUUUGCACUUUCAUAGAAAUAAACUGUGUUUAGUGUUGA